Molecule: messenger RNA, 681 nt
Organism: Sinocyclocheilus grahami
Lineage: Eukaryota; Metazoa; Chordata; Actinopteri; Cypriniformes; Cyprinidae
Product: RNA-directed DNA polymerase homolog
Exons: 2
Coding region: 1-681 (226 amino acids)
Source: RefSeq, a predicted model, not a curated record
AUGGAGGAGUAUAUCGAGGAAGCUUUACAUCAAGGCUAUAUCCGCCCUUCCACGUCCCCUGCUGCUUCCAGCUUCUUCUUCGUGGCCAAGAAGGACGGGGGUUUGAGGCCUUGCAUUGAUUACCGGGUUCUAAACAAGAGUACCAUCAAGUUCCGCUAUCCACUUCCUCUCGUCCCAGCAGCAUUGGAACAUCUCCGUGGAGCCACCGUCAUCACCAAGUUAGACCUCCGCAAUGCGUACAACCUCAUCCGGAUACGUGAGGGGGACGAGUGGAAGACUGCCUUCGUGACCCCUACUGGGCACUACGAGUAUCUUGUCAUGCCGUAUGGACUAGUAAAUGCCCCCUCCGUAUUCCAGGACUUCAUGCAUGAGGUGCUCCGGGAGUAUCUACACUGGUUCGUCCUCAUCUAUAUUGAUGACAUCCUAAUCUACUCCCGGAGCUUGGCCAAACAUCGCCACCACGUUGCGGAGGUCCUGAAAAAAUCCUCAAUGCAGUUCCUUGGAUAUGUCAUCAACGACGGGGGUAUCCAGAUGGACGAGAGAAAGGUUGAUGCCAUCCAAAACUGGCCAGUUCCCACCACCGUCAAAGAACUGCAAAGGUUCCUGGGUUUCGCAAACUUUUAUCGGAGAUUCAUCUACCAUUACAGUUCCAUAACCAGUCCGCUCACCAGUAUGCUGUGA